Belonocnema kinseyi is the source of this 2103-nucleotide messenger RNA. Its product is annotated as ankyrin repeat domain-containing protein 54-like. The coding region runs from base 200 to 1291 and encodes 363 amino acids. The record is from RefSeq and is a predicted model, not a curated record. The transcript is spliced from 5 exons. NCBI's taxonomy places the organism in Eukaryota, Metazoa, Arthropoda, Insecta, Hymenoptera, Cynipidae. Gene Ontology annotation, molecular function: protein binding.
AAGAUAUUAUCUUUGACCAUGGUGAACUUUACUCAACUUACUAGUGACAUGUUAGUUCUCCUGUGGAUUGUGGAAUACUUCACAGCUGUUAUUAUUUUCGUGCAGUGCUAAACUAAAGUGUACAAAAGCGAAUGUUUUCGGCGAGAACGCAACAAGGUCGCUGAACGUUAGUGUUACUUGUUCCAAAUCCAAAUGUAAAAUGACGUCUGUAGAUUCGGGAGUAGAGACUGGAAAUGAUUCCAAUGACAGUUUAGUCGCCCAACAUGAAAAUAUUCCCGCAGGCCAAGCAAGCGGCAGUACUUCGACCUUCAUGUCAACAUCAGGAAGUCAAAUGGAAGGCGAGGAAAACGAAAAUGAUACGAUUUCGAUUAAAGUUCCCGUAAGCAAGCCACUGCUUCUGCCUAUUGCAUCGAUUUGUCCCGGCCUCGAAAACUGCAACACUUCCACGAACAGUGGCCCACAUAAUUUUGGAGCUGGGACCUCUGGUCCUUUGGCCUUGUGUCCGAGUUCUGUUCAGGUCCUGCAGUUUCGCAUUCCUCCAAUGUACUCAAAUGGGCAAUUUUUGUCAACCAUGGAAAUUCUAAAAUCAAUCUGCAAGAGAUAUCCAUUUUCAGACAGCGAGACUAGUUCACGUCAAGGGACUUGUUUUAAGCCAAAAAUGAAGUGUAACCAUAUAGUUCGAAGACCGCAGCGUUGCAUUACGUGGAAAGAAUUCCAAGGGCCACUCAACGAACGCAAAAUGCGUCUUGCUGCUGCUACGAACAAUAUAGAGAUGAUGCGACGUCUUUUAAACAGUGGAGUCUCUCCCAACAACAAAGACGAACAAGGAAGAUCUCCUUUGCAUUUGGCAUCCUGCAGGGGAUACGCUGAAAUGGUUCGACUGCUGUUGGAACACGGUGCAGAUCCUAACCAGCGAGACUGCAUAGGCAACACCCCGUUGCAUUUAGCAGCAGUUACGAGUAAAAUAUCAGUAGUAACUCUCCUUUUAAUGGCAGGAACAGACGUACUUUCUUCCGAUCAACACGGUCACAAUCCUUUGCAAAUCGCUCAAACGAAGCUGAGACUCUUGCAGAAUUACAUAGGGUCCGACAUGAUUAAAGUUAAGGAAGAGGUGCACAAUAUAGUCGCCAUGCUCUUGGCUUAUCUCGAGAAACAGAAAAAUGUACAAGAACAGGUCGAAAGUCUGAGCUCCUUUUGUUCUCGCCUUUCUCUUUCGAACACGUCCGACCAAAUUCAGGACGAUGUGAGAGACUUAUUGGCGAACUUAGACUCUCUGAGCUUGACGAGCUAAUUGAUUCGAUCUCAUCUAAUAUCAUUCACUCAUCGUUUCUUUUUACUAAAAGAAGAGUUCAAAAUUUGGACAUAAAAGAGUCUCCUCUCUCUCUUCCCUUUUUAUUCGUCUCUUUUUUUUAUUAAAUACAAUUUUUCAGAUUCAUUCUUAAGUUUUGAACUCUUAAAAUCAUGCUUCAUAGCCAGUAUGAAUAACUUUGUACUUUGUGUAAAAUACUCGCAAGCUCGAUGAAAUCUACGUGCGUGUGUGUAGAAAAUUUAAGCGAUAUACUGUAAGCGGUCGAAGUGUAUGAAUAUGUUUAUGAACAUGUGUUGUUUCAUAAACAAUACUUUCGUUUAUAAACAAGUGUAAGUUUAAGGUUUGGUGCCGAGCAUUUUUUUUUUAAGAGUCUGCAAGUCUGGAUUCACAUGCGAUAUGCAUACGAGAGAAAAAAUGAAAAGAAAAUUAAUAAAAAGAGUUGAAAUAAGUUUAAUUUUUGCAGUAAACUUGUGUGGCGCAAUUUUUACGGUUAUAUUAUGUUUUUCUAUCUGAUAUCUAACCUAAUUUUAAUACGCGUAGAAGAGAUUGCCUGUCAUGUUCUCGAAUCGUACUAUUGUGUAAAUACUUGAUGUAAUCACUUUACGUCUUUUGUACAUAGUGAUCCCAUGUUUAUAAUUAUAGAGUAUAGAAGCAAUGCAAUGAUUCGUGAAUAAAACUUUUAAACAUAUACAUAUAGGAAAGACAUUAAUUGCCUUGCUUUAUUCGAUAUCCAAUAAAUUGUUUUUAUUUUAAUGCUUUAAUUUCAAGUUAAUGAAACUGUAUUCUAUCAAUCU